Molecule: messenger RNA, 168 nt
Organism: Echinococcus granulosus
Lineage: Eukaryota; Metazoa; Platyhelminthes; Cestoda; Cyclophyllidea; Taeniidae
Exons: 2
Coding region: 1-168 (55 amino acids)
Source: RefSeq, a predicted model, not a curated record
AUGGUGUGCGAGUCCUCCCUGCACCGGAUGCGCGGAUACGUUUGUCAGGCAAUGGUGCAAAGACCGUUGAAGAGGACACAAACACCCCCACAACUACCACCACAACUGCCACCACCACCACCACCACCUCCAACCGCCUCAACUGCAGCCUACUGCGUAAACGCCUAG